UCGUGGCUAGUUCAGGCGGAAGGAGCAGUCCUCUGAAGCUUGAGGAGUCUCUAGAACUAUGAGCCCGAGGCCUUGCCCUCUCCCAGAGCGCAGAGGCUUUGAAGGCUACCCCUGGGAAGCCGCUCACCGUCGGAAGCUGCGGAAGCUGAAGCUGCGCCAUCAUCACUGUAGGCGGCCAUGACACCGCUAGUCUCCCGCCUGAGUCGUCUGUGGGCCAUCAUGAGGAAGCCACGAGCAGCCGUGGGAAGUGGUCACAGGAAGCAGGCAGCCAGCCAGGAAGGGAGGCAGAAGCAUGCUAAGAGCAACAGUCAGGCCAAGCCUUCUGCCUGUGAUGACUGCUGUGUCCCAAGACCCUGGUACCCAGCCUAUGCAGGGAUGAUUCCUGAGUGUCCUGGGGCCCCAGCAGGCCUGGCCAGGCAGCCGGAAGAGGUGGUAUUGCAGGCCUCUGUCUCCCCAUACCAUCUAUUCAGAGACGUAGCUGAAGUCACAGCCUUCCGAGGGAGCCUGCUAAGCUGGUACGACCAAGAGAAGCGGGACUUACCAUGGAGAAGACGGGCAGAAGAUGAGGUGGACCCCGACAGGCGGGCAUAUGCUGUGUGGGUCUCAGAGGUCAUGCUGCAGCAGACCCAGGUUGCCACUGUGAUCAGCUACUAUACCGGAUGGAUGCAGAAGUGGCCUACACUGCAGGACCUGGCCAGUGCUUCCCUGGAGGAGGUGAAUCAGCUCUGGGCUGGCCUGGGCUACUAUUCUCGUGGCCGGCGGCUGCAGGAGGGAGCUCGGAAGGUGGUAGAGGAGCUAGGGGGCCACAUGCCACGUACAGCAGAGACCCUGCAGCAGCUCCUGCCCGGCGUGGGGCGCUACACAGCUGGGGCCAUUGCCUCUAUCGCCUUUGGCCAGGCAACCGGUGUGGUGGAUGGCAACGUAGCACGGGUGCUGUGCCGUGUCCGAGCCAUUGGUGCUGAUCCCAGCAGCACCCUUGUUUCCCAGCGGCUCUGGGGUCUAGCCCAGCAGCUGGUGGACCCAGCCCGGCCAGGAGAUUUCAACCAAGCAGCCAUGGAGCUAGGGGCCACAGUGUGUACCCCACAGCGCCCACUGUGCAGCCAGUGCCCUGUGCAGAGCCUGUGCCGGGCACGCCAGAGAGUGGAGCGGGAACAGCUCUUAGCCUCACGGAGCCUGUCAGGCAAUCGUGAUGUGGAGGAGUGUGCUCCCAACGCUGGACAGUGCCAGUUGUGCCUGCCUGCUUCAGAGCCCUGGGACCAGACCCUGGGAGUGGUCAACUUCCCCAGAAAGGCCAGCCGCAAGCCUCCCAGGGAGGAGAGCUCUGCCACCUGUGUUCUGGAACAGCCUGGGGCCCUUGGGGGUGCCCAAAUUCUGCUGGUGCAGAGGCCCAACUCAGGUCUGCUGGCAGGACUGUGGGAGUUCCCGUCCGUUACCUGGGAGCCCUCAGAGCAGCUUCAGCGCAAGGCCCUGCUGCAGGAACUACAGCAUUGGGCUGGGCCCCUCCCAGCCACGCGCCUCCGGCACCUUGGGGAGGUUGUCCACACCUUCUCUCACAUCAAGCUGACAUAUCACGUAUAUGGCCUGGCCUUGCAAGGGCAGACCCCAGUGACCACCGUACCAGCAGGCGCUCGCUGGCUGACCCAGGAGGAAUUUCACACCGCAGCUGUUUCCACCGCCAUGAAAAAGGUUUUCCGUGUGUAUCAGGGCCAACAGCCAGGGACCUGCAAGGCUCUCCCUUCGCUGAGAAAGCCAGACAACUCCGUUUGGCUCCUUCUGUAAAUGAAGCCUUGCAAAUAGGGUUCAAGGACUCGUCACCCACCCGCUUCCUCAAGGAGUUAACUUGUGUAUGCAGACUCUCAACAUAUCAAAGAGUCCAAUUAACUGAUAAGGUACUGAAGCAAGCAAUCUUUGAAGUUCCCAGGAUUUUGCUCAAGAGAUAACACCAUAAAGCCUUGAGUUUGUGUCCAACAGAGCCCACAUAUAUAACAUCUUAUGAAAGAUUUAGAGUCCCUGUACCUGGAAACUGUUUGUUUCUCUGUAACCAUUUGUCUUUUUAACUUUUUUUACAUGUUUCUACUUCUGUAAAUUGUUGCAGCUGAACUCCCCCUCCCCUUCCUAAACUGAAGUAUAAAGAAAAUCGAACCUUCCUGGGGUGGAGAGAAUUUCGAGCGUUAGCCAUUUCUCACUCACCGGUUAAUAAAGGACUUUUUUUUUUUUUU
Piliocolobus tephrosceles (Ugandan red Colobus) is the source of this 2219-nucleotide messenger RNA. RefSeq names its product mutY DNA glycosylase (gene MUTYH). Gene Ontology annotation, molecular function: purine-specific mismatch base pair DNA N-glycosylase activity; 4 iron, 4 sulfur cluster binding; 8-oxo-7,8-dihydroguanine DNA N-glycosylase activity. Lineage: Eukaryota; Metazoa; Chordata; Mammalia; Primates; Cercopithecidae. Gene Ontology annotation, biological process: mismatch repair; base-excision repair. The record is from RefSeq and is a predicted model, not a curated record. The transcript has 16 exons. The coding region runs from base 178 to 1779 and encodes 533 amino acids. Gene Ontology annotation, cellular component: nucleus.